Messenger RNA from Trichechus manatus latirostris (Florida manatee), 8172 nucleotides. It is a transcript of the gene ICOS, whose product is annotated as inducible T cell costimulator. The coding region runs from base 104 to 745 and encodes 213 amino acids. Gene Ontology annotation, biological process: T cell tolerance induction; cell-cell adhesion; T cell costimulation. The transcript is spliced from 5 exons. NCBI's taxonomy places the organism in Eukaryota, Metazoa, Chordata, Mammalia, Sirenia, Trichechidae. The record is from RefSeq and is a predicted model, not a curated record.
UAUGACAUAACCUCCACAAAACCCACUUCCUUUCCAGCAAAUAGAAAACAACUGAGAACAUGAAUUCACUAUCGGCUUUGAACACUGAAGGAGGAGAUUGAACAUGUUUCUGGCAAACAUGAAGUCAGGCAUCUGGUAUUUGUUUCUCUUCUGCUUCCAAGCUGAAGCUCUAACAGGAGAAAUAAAUGAUUCGGCUAAGCCUGAGAUGUUCACAUUUCACAAUGGAGGUGUACAAAUUAUAUGCAAACACCCUGAGACUAUCCAGCAAUUUAAAAUGCGGCUGCUGAAGGGGAGGCAAAUACUCUGUGAGCUCACCAAAACAAAGGAAAGCGGAAACACGGUGUCCACCGUUAAGAAUUUGGAGUUCUGUCAGUUAUCCAAUAACAGCAUCUCACUUUUUCUACGUAACUUGGACAGUUCCCAUGCCAGCUACUACUUUUGCGAAAUAACAAUUUUUGAUCCUCCUCCUUAUCGGGUAGCGACUCUUAGUGGAGAAUAUUUGCAUGUUUAUGAAUCACAGCUUUGCUGCCAACUGAAGCUCUGGUUGCUCAUCAUAGGUGCAGCUUUUGUUGUACCCUACAUUUUUGGAUGUGUAUUUAUUUGUUGGCUUACAAAAAAGAAGUAUCAGUCCAUUGUGCAUGAACCUAAUAGUGAAUACAUGUCCAUGGCGGCCGUGAACACAGCUAAAAUACCUGGAUCCAGAGAUGUGCCCAUUAACCUGGAACUCUCUGGCCCCCAGGCGUGAACCACACUGGCCAGCUCCCUCCAACUUGAAGUGCAAGAUUAUCUCCUUUCCUGGACCACAGAGUCCGAGUUGACUUGACUACAUACAUCUCCUGCUGAUGUUUUGUCCAGUCUGGACCAGUGACCUUAUCAGUCAACAGGGAUUUAUUUCAGUAGCCUUCCUCUGUACUACUGAGUUCUUGCAAAACAAACACCCUCUUGAAAAGAGCUUUAUAGAAAGCCCAGCUCCUGUGAGCUCAGCAAAUAGACCUUGUUGGGGAGGAAGCCCUGUCUUCCUCUCUGCUCCUAGCAAUGCACCAGCCCAUAAAACAAACACAUCUACAAACAAUUUUUAAAAGAUGUCAAGGGUACUGAAUCUGCAAAACAAAUGGGCAGCCACAGGCCAGUAUCUGUCCACAUUUCACUAACAUGUUACCCUUUCUUUCUGUAGAGAUGAGCAUUCCUUUUUUAAUCAGACUGUAGAGGGAGGUUCUUCAAAACUGUAACUAUUUUAUUCCCAUUUCGUUAUGUUUUGUACUGUACUAAUCAAUAGUUCGCAGUAUUCUCUUGUUCAACUUUGGAUAUUUCCAAACCCCAGUUGACCACCCCACCAACAGUUUGAAUACCUUCUCUUGCCCUCAAAUUUACUUGCUAAAAUACUUGUAAAUGACUACUUGAUUAACAGAAAAACAAAAAAACCCAUUGAUUCUGACUCAUGGAGACUCCAUAUAUUACAGAAUAGAACUGUGCUCCAUAAGGUGUUCUUGGCCAUAAUCUUUACGAAGCCAGAUUUCCAGGCCUUUCUUCCAUGGCACCACUGGGUGGGUUUGAACGGCCAACCUUUAGGUUAGUACUUGAACACAAACUGUUUGUGCCAUCCAGGGACCUGACUACUUGACAGCUACUCUGACUAAGGGAGCUAUUUCUACAUUUUUUCCCUCUGCUGCUCAAUCAAAUACCGUAAAAUAUAUACUCUUGCAGCCUAAUGGACAUAAUUUGCCUAUAUUCUCCCUAUAACAGUACAUUUGCUCCAGAAUGCAUCUUUUUCCCCCAAAAUUCAGUUAAAAAGGUUUACUUCGGUAAAAUUAGUGGCAGGAAACAUUGCCCCAAAUCAAAUACCACUUCAUGUCGUUAUCCUGUUUUCUAUCAUUAUCUAUGUUUUUAUGGUGCUGUUAAUUACCAGGUAGGCUAUUUUUAUAGAUCAGACUAAAAUUGUAAGCAAACAAACAAAACCGUCUUUAACUGUCAGCCAUUGUCCCGGGGUAGAGCCAAUUAUCCAGUUAGUGCAAAAGCUGCACCCACUGGGCGUUACUGCCAAACUACAGCCAUGCUGCCUCUGGGCUUGACAGGUCAAAACGGAGACAUUCCAUCCCCCUGAGCCUGGAUCAGCUCUCUGGACUUGGGAGGAAUUCCAAGGGCUGAGAGACUCUCCAGAAUCAGGGACAAUUGGAUGAUCUUGACCCCAGAGGUUGAAGUCACCCUGGGAACCACAGUAACUUGACCUGCACCCGUGCCUCUAGGAUCUGCGAAGAAGCACAGAUUACCCAGGGGACCAGGACGAUUCCACUUGCCUAGAAACAAUUCAGCACAGAAACUGGCCUGAGGCCUUCAAAAUAACCUCCCUUUGAAUACAAUUUGGCUGGAAAGAUUCUUAAAUACAUGUAACUUGAUUAUUCUUAGUUGGACUAUCUUCUUCACUUCCUGUCUGUAGGCCCAAGGUUUCGGAAGUAACUAAUGUGUAUGCAACAUUUUAAACUUUAGGUAAAAUGGGGUUAUUUAGUAGUUUUAAAAUUUGUAGUUGCCUGCCUAUAGUUUACUUUAAAAGUGUGCUCCUAUGUAUCAUUAUGCGUACCUAUAUUAUUUUAAGUAUGUAUAAUGUGGAUUGUACAGUAUAGUACUGAAUUUCAAUUUGAAUCAAGUGUGGUGUUCUCUGAUUUCAGAUGACUUGGACAACUUGUCUGGCUUUGCAGAGGCGUGUAAUGGGUAGAUCUCGGCUUUCUAUGUUGGGGGGAUCUGCCUUCAUGUGGCAUACCUGGCCUGGUUGCCCAAGCUCUGCCCUGCACCUCCCUUAACCCCAAACUGGACAUUUCAAUCAUUAAAGGACAAAAUUUCUGUGAAAUAAGAACUUUUUGUACAGGAGCCACUUAUGAAAUAGAUUUUAGCAAUAAUAGUAAGCUAAAGAAUAAACGUUUGAUAUUCAGCAUCUGAAAAUAUCUCACAGUAUUUUCUUUGGGGGAGGGAGGGAAACGAUUACUUUAGCUAGCAGUUGCAAAUUUGACCUUGAAUUUUAAGGUAGGUACAUUGCUUGGAACAGUUGUGUUUCUAUUUGUCCUUUCCUUUCCUUUCUCCUCCCCUACCUUCAUUCUUUCCUUCCUUCAAAAAAAUGCUUGAACAAACACAACCUUACAAAAAGUUGAAACUACAGCGAAAAGACUGAUCAUUUCCUGAGUAAGUUUCUGACCAAAUGCCCUAUCACCUCUGAAUACUUUAGUAUGUAUUUUCUACAAACAAGAACACUCUCCUCCAUAACCGCAAUACAGCCAUCAAUACCAGAAAAUGAACAUUGUUACACUGUUACCAUCUAAUCCUCAGACCCCGUUUAAGUUUUUCCAGUUGUUCCAAUAACGCACUUUAUAGCAAAAGAUUCCGUUCAGAAUCUUCCCUGCGAUUUAGUUGUUACGUCUCUAGUGUCCUUCAGUCUGGACAGUACCUCAGUCUAGACUUUCAAGACCUUGGCACUUUGAAGAUUAUAUGUCAGUUAUUUUGUAGAAUGUCCCUCUAUUUGGGUAUUCUGGUGUUUUUUCAUGAUUAAAAUCAGGUUAUUUAUUUUUGACAGAAAUACACAGAAGUGAUGCUGUGUUCUUUUCAUUGAAUCUUAUUAGGAGCAUUCUAGGAAACAUUCUUUUCCCACUGUGUUUGAUUUCUAGCUAAUAACAUUGUCUACAGCAUUACGCCUUGAGUCUCAAAAGAAAGUCACUUAGAGACUGAGGCCUUUAUUGGGGGGUUCCUCUAUAACCUUUCCUUUCAUUCUCAACCGGGGUUUCCUAUACUUAGGAUGUCCCACCUCCUUCUCUAAGUCUCUUUUUCUGAAACUCUACAUAACUUCCUUGAGAAAACUCUAGUUAUUAUCUCAUUUAGAUUCUUUCCUUAUCCAGUGGACCGUGUUCCAAGUCCAAGUCCUGCAGUCAUGAGUGGAGUUUUGGGUUGAAGCUCAUUACUCUUAGUUGUGUAGGUGCUGGCGUGGAGGAAGGGCAGGGAGUUUGGGCUUCAGUCCUGUGGGUAAUGAUGAACUCAAGUUCUUCAAUUCCACUUUCCUUUUCAUUGCUCCCACUGAAAGAAGCUGUGGACCUAUUGGCUUCCUUACUACUUGGUGUAUUAGAGUAAGCACAUCCCUGAACAAUAAACUAUACUUGGGAGCCAGUACAGCCUGAACCCGUGUUAAGAAAAAACUAUUGCCUCACUUAGCCAGGAGGCUGCCCGGCCCUUGGUGCCACUGGAUCCCAAUCACUGUGAAAUAAAGGUUUUUCUUCCUUCUUCUGGCAGGGCCUGCCAGAAUCCUAAAAGAAGUUGACAUUAGCUUUUAAUGGCUGUUCACUAAUAAUGUGGGAUGUGGGCUAGACUUAAUUAAAUUAUUUUGGGUCAGAGUUUUCCCUCUAAUGGAAAUCAGGGUGGGGAUCAUUUAUUUUCCUCUAUCCCAUGAUCUAUAUUGAAUGCUAUUGUGUCAGAAUUUAUUUCUUAGCAACAGCCAAGAAAAAUGGUUACUUCUGGGAAGCACUCCUCUUUUAACAUUCAAAAAAAAAAAACAAAACCCCAGGUGAAUGAACAUGAGUAAUAUGGGAACCAUUAACUAUCUUCCAGUCCAAUCUUGGAUCUAGUCUAACAUUCCCCAAACAGUGCGUUAAGAGUGCAUCCUAUUGGUAUAUGAGGAGCAAAGGAGUGAUUUAAAAUAAUCAAAUGCCUCCCUACCCUUCCCUUCCCUGCCUAGCCCCACUCUCUCAUCCUAAAGGAGCAAUUACUUUGGGCUGAAUUGUGGAUUUAAAGCAAAAUGUUUCAGAAAUCUGAGAGUCCAGAUUUUCAAAAUGCCUAGAAUAGUCAGUUGUAUGUGAAAUAUCAAAUUUGAUUACAAGGAAAAGUAUUUAUAAGGCUCAGCAGAAUAAAGCCCCCUCAGCCAUAGACUGUUAACGCUGGAGAGAAUCCCAACAAUCUCCAGUCUAACUUCCUAGCUGGUCCAAAGAAGUGAAAUGAUUUACCCAUGGUUACAUACCCAGUGAGCAUGAGUAGCAGAGCAGAAACUAUACCUCCUAUCUCUGACCCCAUUGCUUAUCUCUUCUCCACUUGCUUUAUCUUACCCAAUCUAACUUCACAUAUCCUAUAUUCUUUCCCUAAACAACAGGAUUCAUUCUCCCCUCUUACCUCCCAUCCUCUUCCACUCACAGGCGAGACUGUGAAGAGGAUAAAGGAGUUGGAGGAAAGGUUCUGAGUGGGCAGUGAGUAGAGGAGGGCCAGCCUUUAGCUAAGCUGUGGGAAAAGAAGCUUCGCUCUCUUCACCAAGACUUGUCCCCACCGCCCCGAGCCAGUGUUCUCCCAACUCUCUACUCUGCCUCUGACCCCAAUGGCAAUGGAGCUAACCCCUUUCCUUAUCCAAGAUCUAACCACACAUGAAAAGCUCUGGCCAACAACAAUUUUGGGAAUGAAAGGGUCAGUGGGAAUAAAAGCUGGAUCCCUGAGUUCUGAGACUCAGAUCCUAACCUUUUGCUCCCUAGAGUACUUGCAGCUGUAAUACUCCACUGUCUCUCAUUAAGACCAAAGAGUCAUGCCAUUUAUCUCAUGAUCACUCCAGUAAGAAAUAACUUGCUACUAACCACUCUUUCUAGGGUUUCUUCCGGUAAGCACUUGCAGUAAGAGAAGUGGUUUCUGUCAAUCACCAGAUUUUCAGAGCUCUACUGCAACCUUAUCAGAAUCUAUAUUUUACUCUGCUACCAGAACUCUAGCUAGUGUAAUCCCCUUACAUAAAACGGCCCAUAUUCAGACUCUGGGCUGUCCACUAGUUUGGACCGGCUUCUAGCACAGGAAAUUGUAGUGUCUAAAUAUCACACUUGGUGCGGCACUAGGGCACUAGAAAAACAAGGCUUGAAGGGGAGGGGAAAUGGAAAGAAGACCUCCUGACUGGUACUGUAACCACUGUAAAUUUCUAAACGUUCUAAGGAGACUACACCGUCUCAAAUACCUCUUUCUGGGAGAAGAGAUAGGAUACAGGUGGAUUUUCCCUGAGAUGUCAUAUUAACCUCUUAUGAGAAACUGAUAUAUUCUGAGAAGAGAAUGAGAUUUCUGCCAGUUGUGAAUUUAGAUAAUUGAUGUCAGUGUAUUGGCAUCCUGGCAAGACUAAAAUCGAGACUGUCUUCUCUCUGACUACCCUUCUUCCUUCACUACCACUGAUUCACUGCCAUAUCAUUGGCCACAUUACUGUGUUAUGUCCAGGGAACAGUUUUGCCUGGAAUGAUCUCUUUAGGGGCUGGGGGCUUGUCUUGUUUUCUAAGUUUCAUGGGUGUAGGGCUACUGCUGUGAUCAUCUUUGUGUGUCUUUGGAUUCUUUUAAUAUGAGGGAACAAAAGACAACACUUAGACUCUACCAGAUAUCUGAGCUUAAGCAGAAUAAGAUUUGGGGGAGGAAGAAUUAAGGACUUGAAUUUUUUCACACUUUAAAUUAUUUGGACUUUAAUUUGCAAGAGAAUUUAAUCUUUGAACUUCAAUUUCUUCUGGGAAUUUCACAAUGGAAGGGAGCUUAUAUGCAAAUUUCAGGCAUCUUUAUGUUGUUGGAAAUUUAUUAUUGGAGUAUGUUAGUGUUGCCAUUUAAUCAUAUUGCAUAACCUCUGGUGAGCUAUAUUGGGCAGUGUAGUUGGGCAUAAUUUGGUUUGGGAAAUAGAAGAGGGAGCAAAUUCACGUCCUUAGAUACAGUCUGGACUUGUAGUUAAUCUAAUUAAUGUACUGUCUGGGAGUAAUUUUAUGCUCCCCACGUGUAGUCACCAGAAGAUACCAAAGGAGCCAUAGGUGGUAUUGAUGCAGCCAUGAAGAUGGGAGCAGAACUGUCCUGAUGAACAGCUGAUCUUCUCCCUUGUAUCACACUCUUGGUUGAUCAUAUUCUUUAUGGUUAAGCCCAAGGGAUAAGAGGAAAAAAAGAUGGGAAAUGAUUAGGGAAACCCUCUCCCUCUAUUUGUUUUCUUACAUGAGGGUCCUAGCCUAACACACUGGUCUUUACACGUACUUUUUGCUCCACCCUGAUUGCCAUCGAGUCAAUUCCAACUCAUAGUGACCCUAUAGGACAGAGCAGAACUGCCCAACAGGGUUUCCAAGGAGCGGCUGGUAGAUUCAAACUGUUGACAUUUUUGGUUGGCAGCUGAGCUCUUAACCACUGUGGUUAAUUGGUCCAUGUUUAUUGACUUGAUAGAGCUGAUCAGUACAAAGGUCAAUCACUGGGAUAUUGAUCUCUAUUAUUUUCUGUCCAUUUUGGAUCCAUGUGAAGCAGAGAUCCUGGGUAGUGUUUCAUUUUGCAUACUUAAGUUUUCCUCAUAGAUACCUUGUCCCAGUUUUCUGACUGAGACUGGCAAGGUGGUGUUCUCCUUUUCUUCAAUAAGUUUAAUGAACUUGGCUUUGCUUAACAGGUUUUUCUGGUGGUCUUCUGGAGAGUUGACAGUUGAAAGAUAUUAUUCUUUCCAGGAAAAUAGAGACAAGGUAAUCUGCUGAGGUUUUAGAAAGCCUGGAACUUCAGAGAAGGGAAAAAAUUUGGAAAAUAUUCUUUGGGCAAUGUGAUAAGGCAUAAACAAACGAACAAAAAAACCCAAGCACAUUGUCAUUGAGUUUAUUCUGAAUUGUGAUAUCCCCAUGUGGUACAGAAUGGAACUGUGCUCCAUAGAGUUUUCUAGUCUGUAAUCUUUAAGGAAACAGAUUGCCAGGCCCUUCUUCUGUGGUGCUGCUGGGUGGGUUUGAAUCACCAAUCUUUAGGUUAGUAGUUGAGUGCAAACAGCUUAUACCACCCAGUGACCCCUUGUGAUAAGGAAUAGACUCUAAGAAGCACAUUUUCUGUCUUGAUUUGGAGCUUUGCAGAGAGAGGUAUUCUCCUGGGGAGGGGGGAGAGUCCUACAAACUUGGACUCAGAUGGCAUGAUAUAGAACAGUCAGGGUUGGUGGCUACUCUCUUGACCUUGGAGUUAGUCUUCCAGGAAGUCCUUAUCCCUCUGAUGGAACAGCUUGGGCUCUGGUGGAAGCAGGGCUUCCAACAAGUUAGCUAGGUUUGAACUCCUGCUGAAAAUUUGCAUUUCUAACAAGUCCGCAGGUGAUGCUAAUGUGCUGGGCAGGGAACAAUUCUGAGAACCACUAAUAGAGACAAACCAAAACCAAACCCACUGCCAUCAAGUCGAUUCCGACUCGUAGCGACCCAAUAGGGUUUCCAAGGC